Messenger RNA from Zygosaccharomyces rouxii, 1815 nucleotides. RefSeq names its product GTPase-activating protein MRS6 (gene MRS6). NCBI's taxonomy places the organism in Eukaryota, Fungi, Ascomycota, Saccharomycetes, Saccharomycetales, Saccharomycetaceae. The coding region runs from base 1 to 1815 and encodes 604 amino acids. The record is from RefSeq and is a predicted model, not a curated record. Gene Ontology annotation, biological process: vesicle-mediated transport; small GTPase-mediated signal transduction; protein geranylgeranylation. Gene Ontology annotation, cellular component: cytoplasm; cytosol; Rab-protein geranylgeranyltransferase complex. Gene Ontology annotation, molecular function: GDP-dissociation inhibitor activity. The transcript has a single exon.
AUGUACACAACCGAACGUCGUCCUUCUAUGGCGGAACGCAGACCAACGAUCGUAGCGAUGAGUGCACAAAGUGUAGUUCCUCAUUUAGCUGGGAUUGAAGAUCCUUUACCCGAUACGACCCCUGAAAAGGUUGACGUUUUAAUCGUGGGUACAGGUAUGGUUGAAUCUGUGCUUGCGGCAGCACUUUCGUGGCAAGGUUCAAGUGUUUUGCACAUCGACAGAAAUGACCAUUACGGUGACAGUUCAGCAACCUUAACUGUUGAUCAGAUUAAGAAAUGGGUAAACUCUGUCAAUCAGGGUUUAUUUUCAGGUUGUUACGAUAAUGCUAAACUAUACGUUUCCACCAGUAUCGGAAAUCAUAAUGGGAAAUAUGCGUCAAGAGACUUUGGUAUUGAUUUGGCUCCAAAAGUUUUAUUCGCUAAAUCCGAUCUGUUAUCUAUUCUGGUUAGAUCAAGGGUCCAUCAAUACUUAGAAUUUCAGUCGUUAUCAAAUUUCCACACUUUUGAGAAUGAUAACUUUGAGAAAUUGACAAAUACGAAACAAGAAAUCUUUACGGACCAAAAAUUACCACUAAUGACGAAACGUAAUUUGAUGAAAUUUAUCAAAUUUGUAUUGAAUUGGGAAGAGCAGCCUGAAGUUUGGAAACCUUAUGCUGAUACACCCCUUUGCGAUUUACUAGUUGAGAAAUUUCGUCUUGAAAAAGCACAAGUUUUUGAGUUAAUGUUUUCUAUUGGUCUUUGUUAUAAUAUGCAAACUAAAACUCCAGAAGCGCUGCAAAGGAUUCGUCGAUAUUUGAGUAGUUUCGAUGUCUACGGCCCAUUUUCAGUGCUUUAUUCCAAAUAUGGUGGUCCUGGUGAAUUAUCGCAAGGUUUUUGCAGAUCGGCUGCUGUUGGUGGUGCAACGUAUAAACUUAACGAAACUUUAACUUCUUAUGACCCUAAUACAAAGAUGGCGCUUUUUGGAGACGGUUCUCAAGUUUACGUUACAGAGAAAGUUGUAGCGUCACCAUCGCAGGCUCCUAAAGAUAGUCGAAACAUUCCAAAUCAAAAAUACGAAGUUCAUAGGUUAACAUGUGUGGUCGAAAAAUCAUGCGAGCAAUGGUUUAGUGAAGGUGAGUCUGCAGCUGUGAUUGUCUUCCCACCAGGCUCAUUAAAAUCUGGUAACGUUGAAGUGGUACAAGCAUUUAUAUUAGGAUCAGGUAGUGAAAUAUGUCCCGGGGGGACGAGUGUUUGGUAUUUAUCCACGAUGCAACAAGGAUCUCGUGCGGAAAUGGAUCUCGACGCUGCCUUGGAGGCUAUGGAAGCUAGUCUCAUCAGGGAAUCAUCAACAGAUUUAGAGCACGAUGACUCUUUAGUACAGUUUGGUCCUAAUGGAGAAACUUUAAUCAACUCAGUUAGGUUGGGACAGUCUUUUAAACAAUACGUGCCUCGAGAAAGGAUACAGUUCCUUCUAAAACUUUAUUAUACCCAAUACACUUCGACACCACCAUUUAAUGUAGUGGAUCCAUCAUUUUUUGAUAUCAACAAUAUUGAUGGCAAUGGUAAACUAAUACCGGGGGCUUCUGAUAAUGGUGUUCUCUAUACUGCAAUGCCAUCGGGUGAAAUCUCUUACGAUGAAGUGGUAACAGCUGUUAGAGUUUUGUACGAAAAGAUUGUUGGUAGUGAUGAUGAUUUUUUCGAUUUAGAUUUUGAAGAUGAAGAUGAAGCACCAAUGAAUAAAGCUGAUUAUGAAAAUGCGAUUGAAGAUGACGAAGAUGUGGAUAUGAAUGUGGGAAGACACGAAUCUGCGGAAUUCGUGGGUGAAAUGGAAAUAUGA